This is a messenger RNA of Silurus meridionalis, 1197 nucleotides long. It is a transcript of the gene sgtb, whose product is annotated as small glutamine rich tetratricopeptide repeat co-chaperone beta. The coding region runs from base 151 to 1071 and encodes 306 amino acids. The record is from RefSeq and is a predicted model, not a curated record. Gene Ontology annotation, biological process: post-translational protein targeting to endoplasmic reticulum membrane. The transcript has 11 exons. Lineage: Eukaryota; Metazoa; Chordata; Actinopteri; Siluriformes; Siluridae. Gene Ontology annotation, molecular function: protein binding; molecular adaptor activity. Gene Ontology annotation, cellular component: TRC complex; membrane.
CUGCGCCUGCGUUGUGAGAGAACGCAGUCGCGUCCCGGUUGGCCGCGCAUGCGCAGUGUGCAAGACGCGCUGUUUGCGCAGUUGCCGUGACGCGGUGGGGCAGAGUGCGAGGUGCGCGAGGAUCGUGCAGGGUUUCUGCUCUCAGGCAGCAUGGCCGUGGAGAAGCGCUUGGCAUAUUCCAUCGUGCAGUUCCUCCGAGACCAGACACACUCAGGGUCACGUAAUUCUGAUGAACAGGAAAGCCUUGAGGUUGCAGUACAGUGUUUAGAGACGACGUUUAAGUUUAGCUCCAGUGACGUUCACCUCGCAGCUCCACAACCUCUCAGAGAGAUGUUCCUCAACGCUCUGCUCAAGAACGACAUUGUGAUGUCACAUGAGAUGUCUGCAUCUGCGGAGGACAUCGAAAGAGCCGAGCAGCUGAAGAAUGAAGGAAAUAAUCACAUGAAGGAGCAGAACUUCAGCUCUGCACUGGAGUGUUACAGUAAAGCUGUACAUCUGGACCAGAGGAAUGCAGUUCUUUUCUGUAACAGGGCUGCAGCACACAGCAAACUGGGAAAUUACACAGAAGUGAUUGGAGACUGUGAGCGCGCCAUCGCCAUCGACCCCAGCUACAGUAAAGCGUAUGGGAGAAUGGGAUUGGCGCUCGCUACCAUGAGCAAGUUCUCAGAGGCCAUCACUUACUUUAAAAAGGCGCUAGUACUGGAUCCAGAAAACGACACGUACAAGUCCAACCUAAAGACCGCAGAGCAAAAAAAGAGAGAAUCCUCAGGUUCUACGGUGUCUAGACUGGGCUUCGACAUGGCCAGCCUCAUGAACAACCCGGCCUACAUCAGCAUGGCUGCCAGCGUGAUGCAGAACCAGCAGGUCCAGCAGCUGAUGUCAGGAAUGGCGUCGAACGCAGUGGGAGGUCCAGCAGUAGCAGUCGGAGGGAUGUCAGAUGUCUCCAGCCUUAUAGAAGCUGGUCAGCAGUUUGCUCAGCAGAUUCAGCAGCAGAACCCAGAGUUGAUAGAACAGUUGAGGAACCACAUCCGCAGCCAGUCCUUCAGCGGCAGUCCUGAGGAACAUUCCUGAUCUUCUCCUCUCUGAUCAGAGCAAGAGUGUGGGGGAGAGAGAGAGAUAGAAAGAGAGGGAGAGAAACAGAGAGAGCGAGAGAAAAAGAGAGAGAGACCGACAAACAGAUAGAAAGAGAGAGAGAGA